AUGAAUUUAUUUCCAACAUCUUGUCCUACAAGGCGUCUGUCGAGACUCUGCUCUCGGCAGAUUUUCCAAUUGACCUCCCCCCACCGAUGCGCGACUCCGGCGGGCGCGAGAAUACCACGGCGAAGAUACCUCCACCACAGCGGACCAAGACUGGCACAACCGGCCGGGGCAGAGCUUUCAGAGACGCCGAAGAUAGAUGAACCCGAGUUCUUCAAGUCUUACAAGAACACGCUCGUGGCACCGCCAUUAACGUACCGACACAGACAAAUCAUUCCAAGUAAGCUAGGCAAGGCAGUCGUGUUAGUCGGAUAUUUGAAGAGUGUCACCUCCUUGGCUGAGUCCUUGGUGUUUGGGCAAUUGGUGUGGGCAUGCAAAGGGGAGGAGAAGCAGGUGCAAAUAGUAUGUCGAGGCGCAGAACUGUGCCGCCAGCUGAAGAGCACGAGACUCAACACUCCGAUCAAUGUCUCUGGCACAAUAGCCCGCAAGCGUCCGAGCAAGAAAGAUAAGCAAGAUGAUCAAGAUGUCCAGGUCCCACUCCAGCUUCCCUCCGACGAGAUCGAGAUUGUUGUGACCAACUUCCUGCCCCUGAAUGACAUCCAUCCCGACCUUCAUCUCAGUGCCGACCACAACUACCCUCCUCAGAGCAGACACCUUCAGCUCCGCUUCGACCCAGCCUUGAGACAGCGUCUGCGUCUUCGAUCCGAGGUUGCCAAACAUGUCAGGCAUAGCUUGUCAGACUUUGACGAGAUUGACACGCCAAUUUUGUUCAAGUCGACUCCAGAAGGAGCACGAGAAUUUCUUGUUCCCACCCGGAAAGCUGGAUUUGCAUAUGCGCUCCCCCAGAGCCCGCAGCAAUACAAGCAGAUACUGAUGGCAUCGGGAAUCAGUCGCUAUUUCCAAUUUGCAAAGUGCUUCCGCGACGAGGAUCUCCGAGCUGAUAGGCAACCGGAAUUUACACAGCUUGAUAUCGAGAUGGCCUACGCAGAUGGAAAGACGGUUAGGCAAAGAGUUGAAGAUGUGAUCCGGCGUAUCUAUCGAUUCAUGCCAGCUAUGAACGGGUCAGACCUCAGCGUCCCAGCGCAAGGGUUCUACAAAAUGACUUAUCGCGAAGCUAUGAGGCGUCAUGGAUCUGACAAACCGGAUCUCAGAAUUAAUGCGCCUAUAUAUCAAGUCGACGAACUCGUUCCCCAAGAGCUAAGCAGUAUGCUUACCUCGAUCGAGAGACCAACGUUCGACUUCUUCAAGAUGCGCUUGAAUGCUUCUCCCAAAGAAGCCACCGCUUUCAUUCGCCGCUUCAUGGACUCACCAGACGCAGAGAGCUUUAGAUCCAACAUUGACGGCGCGCCGGGAAUCUGUGUCUACGAUUCUUCAAAGCCGAUCGAAGGCCUCCAGACGCUAGGUUUCGAGGCAGCAGACAGAUUGAAAGCCAAAUGUGGGAACCGAAAGAAGCUGGGCUGGGAAAGUGCCGCAGAACACGAGAUCAAUCGUUCGUUCGAAGAUGGCGACCUGCUUGUUAUUCAAGCACGAGAGGAAAUGCCAGCGAAAAUGCCAUUCACUGGUGGUUCAACCGCCCUUGGCCGUCUCCGCCUGGCAAUUUACAAAGCAGCCAUCGCAGAAAAGCUUAUCGAGCCUGAUUUGUCCCAUCGCUAUCUUUGGGUAAUCGGCUUUCCCAUGUUCACUCCGAAUGACGGGAUUGACCCGGGCCAAGGAGGCUCUGCAGGUUUCUCAGCGACACAUCAUCCCUUUACGGCUCCGAGGACACCAAGAGAUGCUGAUCUGCUUCUGACAGACCCACUUGCAGCUACAGCAGAUCAUUACGAUCUCGUAGUCAACGGAAUCGAGCUCGGCGGUGGGAGUCGUCGUAUCCAUAACGCUGAUAUGCAGAAGUUCAUCAUGCGCGAGAUCCUCAAGAUGAGCGAGGCGCGUAUCAAUGACUUUUCUCACCUAUUUUCUGCCCUUGAAUCCGGUUGUCCGCCACACGCUGGCUUCGCAAUCGGCUUUGAUCGUCUUAUAGCCGUUCUCACAGGUCAUGAAUCUGUCAGAGAUGUUAUUGCGUUCCCAAAGAGCUCGAAGGGCGAGGACAUAAUGGUCAAGAGUCCAUCUAAAAUUACAGAUUCCGAAUUGGCAACUUAUCACCUAACGCUUGCGAGGGACGAGCAAUCUACAGAAUAG
This is a messenger RNA of Drepanopeziza brunnea f. sp. 'multigermtubi' MB_m1, 2172 nucleotides long. RefSeq lists its product as uncharacterized. Gene Ontology annotation, cellular component: cytoplasm. The record is from RefSeq and is a predicted model, not a curated record. Gene Ontology annotation, biological process: aspartyl-tRNA aminoacylation. Gene Ontology annotation, molecular function: aspartate-tRNA ligase activity; ATP binding. Lineage: Eukaryota; Fungi; Ascomycota; Leotiomycetes; Helotiales; Drepanopezizaceae.